CUCAACAAAACCAUUUAUUUUGAUGCGCUAAGGAAUUUUGUUACUAACAUAAAAAGCGCAUAUAUGCGACGGUUAUCUACCUUUGAUAAGCGUGAUGUUUCUAAUGAAACUAACAUAAAACUAUCAGAAGUCCAACAAUCCUUGCAAGAUACUAAAACAACAUUAACUAAAAUGCGUGAUCAACAAAACAAAACAUUAUCUGGAUUCACUGCAAAUAUGGAGGAGAAUAAAUUAAAACUAUCAGAAAUGCGGCAAUCACUUGAUCAACAAAACAAAACAUUAGUGGAGACCAACAAAAAAUUAUCAGAAAUGAAACAAUUACAAUGGCAUAUGUUUAUUGGAAAGAAUAUAACUAACAAUAAGCCUUUAGAAUUUAGUCCAACUUCUCAGCAUUAUUCUAAUAAUUUGUGA
Meloidogyne enterolobii is the source of this 411-nucleotide messenger RNA. Lineage: Eukaryota; Metazoa; Nematoda; Chromadorea; Rhabditida; Meloidogynidae. The record is from the annotation of a GenBank genome assembly.